Messenger RNA from Leptosia nina, 465 nucleotides. NCBI's taxonomy places the organism in Eukaryota, Metazoa, Arthropoda, Insecta, Lepidoptera, Pieridae. The record is from the annotation of a GenBank genome assembly.
AUGCUGAUACUCGAGGGUAUCCCGCUGUUCCUGAUCGAAAUGGCUAUAGGACAGAAGAUGAGGCUGGGUUCCCUCGGAGUCUGGAACACUAUACAUCCAUGGCUGGGUGGGAUUGGCAUAUCCAGUUGUGUUGUAACACUGUUUGUGGCGCUGUACUACAAUGUCAUUAUAACUUGGGUCUUCUUCUAUCUAUUUAAUAGUAUUCGGUUAAGCGCUGAUGCCCUACCCUGGGCCCACUGUCCGCAAGACAAUGGCACAGCUGAAGAGGAAUGCUCGAAGACCUCAGCCACUGUCUACUAUUGGUACCGCGAAGCCCUGGACGCGGCUCCGAGCAUCGAUGAUCCAGGGGUGCCGCGCUGGUGGAUCGUUCUCUAUCUUCUAUUGGCUUGGAUUAUUGUAUUCUUUAUCGUGAUGAAGGGCAUACAGAGCAGUGGAAAGGUAUAUCAUUGUAUUACUAAUCUAUAA